This is a messenger RNA of Podarcis muralis (Common wall lizard), 6987 nucleotides long. RefSeq names its product regulator of G protein signaling 3 (gene RGS3). The record is from RefSeq and is a predicted model, not a curated record. Gene Ontology annotation, molecular function: protein binding. Lineage: Eukaryota; Metazoa; Chordata; Lepidosauria; Squamata; Lacertidae. Gene Ontology annotation, cellular component: nucleus; plasma membrane.
GCGGAAUGACUCAAAAAACCGGAAAACCCUUUCGUCUAGCGAGUUUUUCGUCUUGCGAGGCAUUCGUCUUGCGGGGCACCACUGUAUUAUUCUGCUCCAGUUCUGCAGAGUGUGCACUGCUCUCCCACCUUUGUCUUCUCAUAGUUGCUUGGUCUGAGUCUUGCAAGCGAGUCCACAAAAGUCGCUAGCUCAUGGAAAAUGUUACUAGCCCAGUCUGCCCCAUCCGACCUGUUUGAAUCGCUUGUGGCACAUGGGUGGCCUGAAAGGAAUAAAAAGGGAAAUGACCAACUCUUACUAGCUUAUUUCAAAAAUGUCUUUGCCUGGAAGACCCCUUUUUCUCCACAGGCGACCAGGGGACACAGUGGCUGUUGAAAAGCCUGGUUUACUGUAGAUGCAACCUACACUCUAACCCAGUUGUAGUCCAGAAAUGUAGUUUUUCCUCAAUCCAGAGUCAUUCAUGCUCGUCCUCAACAUACCACUUUCGAUCUAGAUUGAUCCUAGCAUGAUCCGAUCCUGCCGUCUGCAAGGGUGAGUGUGGCUGCUUGAUACGCAUUUGGAAAUGCUCCCCCUGAUUAGGUUAUGCACGCCUUUCCCUCUUUGCACGUGUCCCAGGAAGGAAGAGGGGGUGGCAGUCCUGCUAUAUGGCCACCCACCAUUUCACUAAGCCAGUAGGACUGUCUACAUCGGUUUGCAAGUGGACACACUGCAGAGUAACACAAAAUCAAUCUGCAGUGAGCUUUUAUUUCUGGAAUGGAACCAGUUUCUCAAGAAGUGCUUUUCAGGGGCAGGGCGAAAAGUAUGUGAUUGAUCUAUAUUGUGGGUGGGCUGCAUAGAAAAAGCAAGCACUCGGUUUCCAUUGAUUGUAGGAUAAAAUUCUUGCAUAAGGCAAUGAAUUAACACAAAGCAGGUGAAGCCAGGCUUUGUUUCUCCCUGCUGCUCUGAGAAGUAGGAAAUUCAGGGAGGAGACUAGGAACAUCUUGAGGUUUUAGAAAUAAUGACCCUCUUCUCUCAUGGCUUAGGAUGGCGGCGCAGGCUCCCUGGGAGGAGAUGGCAGCCACUUUGCUCUUCCCUAUUUUGUUCUUGGCUGCAGCUUGUGACUGAGGAGGAGAGAGCAGAACCACGAACCUGAGCUUGGAUGACAACCUGAGCUAAGCCAUGGUUUACUGAGGAGCCACACAGUGGGUGGGAGCUCCUGGAAGGGCAGGCAGGACAGUCGCAUACGUAGUUUGACUUAUCAUGUCACAAUGUGAACCAGUGCAUUUUAAAAACAACUAUUGUGCACAAAUGGACAGGGAGGCCUUUCGUGGCUCCAGCCCUGCCCUGCCCAUCCAAACAACUGUUUCUGUUGACAUUUGCACUGCAUGCUGUAUUCCAAGCAUAGUCCCAUGACAGAAUUGUGCAAGAAUAUUAAGCUGCUGACGGUUCUAUUUUCAGUGCUUUUCCAGGCAUCCCUUGUGUGGAAUUUGCCUUUUUCAUCGCUGGCACUGGAGCUCAAGUUCUCCUUCCGGGGGGGGGGGUGACUUCCAGUUCAUAUCCUUAUAUAUAUGAAGUUUCCCCAAAUGGGCAUCACUACAUGGAAUGGAAUCAAAAGGUAUUUGCCCCUUUUCAUUUCCUGCUCACCCAGUUUGGAGAGACCCUUUUGGAGCUCUUUGUGACCCCUUUCUCCUUUUUUUACCACCCUGAACAAUCUGCCAACUCAACCCCCUCACCCUGCCCUCCAAACUCCAGAUCAUUUGGGAAGAAGUUGAAAGACCCUUGCUGGAGGAAAGAGCUUCACAUCCUGCCCCCUGGCUCCCAUCCAAGCACCUAUUUUGGCCUUGGCGGAAAGGUUUUCAGAAGAGGCCAAACCUUUGCUCCAUGCUGGGGAUUCUUUUGGCAGCCCUGCUAAAGCGAAGCCGCUGUGGACAGAGGCCCCUCCUGCCUCCCUCCCUCCAAGUUGCUGCUUCUAAUCCCCCCACCCCCACCCUCCUCCUGUGCUUUGGUCUCUUGGCAUCAGACAGGACUGUCCGUUGCAAAUGAGACUUAAGUUGGUUCCUCAUUCUUGAUUUGUGGCCUCUCUAACUCCUUGUUCAGUUCAGUGAUCCAAGUAGCUUUGGACAAAUAACGUUUGACAGUCCAGCCAAAAAACCAAACACCAAAAUACCCCAUGCGCCUCCAGUUCUGGCAACCCUGGGAAGAUUCCCAGGCAUAACCAUUUUUGGCAGUUGCCAUUUUUGAUGUGCCUGGGUAAAAAAGGUCCCUAGUUGUGCUAUGAUGGAGUUAACGUCCCUGACCGGAGGUCCUGGCAAAUGAUUUAUGCUGUUCUUGGACUGGAGAAGGGGGAGGCAGGUUAUCCAGGUAGGAGGCAGGUUAUCAAAAACUGCCUGCUAACUGGCCCUUUUUUGUUGCUUCCCAGGCUCUGAGGGGCAAAGUCCUCGUGGCUUGCUGGGGGUUCUCUUGGCAACGCUACCCUUCUGAGGAAAAGAGCCUUUUCCCAGGACUCCUCCCCCUCGAAGUUGUUAAUUCUCCUUGUCUUCUCCCUCCCUCCCUCCCUCCCCACUGGCUUCCAUCCAUGCUAGUCAGACAGUCCCAGUGCAAAAAGGCUUCCCUGCAGCUUCAUCCCUUCAUUCCUUGGAGAGCAGGCAGGUUCUUCUACGAGACGCUCACUUGCCUCGUCUGAAGGUAUGGAGCUUGACACCUGUGCGGAGGAAGGCCAGGGGCCUGCACAUCUUCCAGAAAGCAGCAGCAGCAUUGCCAGAGCUCAAACUUCGCCGGGGAAGGCGCUGGAGAGGCUCCAGAAGAACCGGAGGAGGAAGAUCAGCCACUCCUGCGUUAGAGGCAAGGGGCAGCUGAAGCUCUCCAUCACCACGGAAGGAAAGGACCUGAAGCUCUAUGUCAUGGAAGCCAAGGGCCUGAUGGGGAAGGAGUACCGGAUUUGUGACUCCUUUGUCAAGGUGUCGCUUGUGCCGGAGACAGAUCGGAAGUGCAGGCAGAGGACCAGGACUGUGCUGGACAGCAAAUGCCCCGUCUUCCAUGAGCAUUUCCUCUUUCCUUUGCCAGAGGAAGAUGAGCGGAAGCGCCUGCUGGUCACUGUGUGGAACCAACCAAGGAAUUCCAGGAUUCCUUCUCCCCACAGGCAGAGUGAACUCCUCGGCUGCAUGAGUUUCGGUGUGAAGACCCUGCUGAGCCCAGACAAGGAGAUCUGUGGAUGGUACUACCUACUGGGGGAAGACCUGGGCAGGACAAAGCACCUGAAGGCAGCUACACGGCGGCUGAAACAGAGCAGAGAGCUGAUGUUGGCCAGGCCAGCUGCGGCAGUGGCGUUACUGGGGAAGCAGCAGCAGGACGAGAACAUGGAGCAGCUCAAGAUUACAAUCCCCCGUGGCAAGAAUGGGUUUGGGUUCACCAUCUGCUGUGACUCGCCUGUCCGUGUGCAGGCAGUGGACUCGGGUGGCCCAGCAGAGAAAGCUGGCUUGCAGCAACUGGACACCAUCCUCCAACUCAAUGAGCAACCUGUCGAGCGCUGGAAGUGUGUGGAGCUGGCCCACGAGAUCCGGAACUGCUCCCGCGAGAUCAUCGUGCUGGUCUGGCGCAUAGUCCCUCGGGUCAGACCUGGCCCAGAAGGCGUCAUCCGCCGCUCAUCCUGCAAAUCGACGUACGACUUGCAGUCACCGCCCAACAAGCGAGAGAAGAACAGUGCAUUGCACUCCCAACACCUCGAUCAUCGCCAGAGCUGCCACAUCGUCUAUGGUGGGAACGAGGGCCUGGCGCUCAACGGCUGGGAGCGCUACACAGAGCUUGGGAAGGUCUCCCAGCAGCACACCAUGCCCUCCCCUUCCCGAACACCCUCAACGAGUGGGGGCGACAAGAACUACAUCAUCCUGGCGCCUCUCAAUCCAGGAGGCCAGGUGCUGAGGCCCAUCUACCCGGAAGGCAAGGCCCCUGGAGGCAAUCCAUGCAGAAGCGGGACCCAGGGCAAGAAGUCCCGGCUCAUGAAGACGGUGCAGACCAUGAAAAGCCACAGUGGCAGCCGCCCCCAGAACUGCACCCUCGUGAGACCUGGCAUCCCACACUCCAGCUACGGCACCUACGUGACGCUGGCCCCCAAAGUGCUGGUCUUCCCCAUCUUUGUGCAGCCUCUGGACCUUUGCAAUCCAGCCCGGACCCUGCUGCUGUCAGAAGAGCUUCUCCUUCACGAGACACGGAACAGACCGACCAAGGUGACUCUCUUCAUCUACUCAGACUUGCUGCUCUUCACCAAGGAGGAUGAGCCGGGACGGUGCAAUGUCCUCCGAAACCCCCUCUACCUGAAGGAUGUCAGAGUGCAAGAAGCUUCUUCAGAGGACUUGAAGUUCUGCAUCCUCUACCUGGCCGAGAAGCUGGAGUGCGUGCUCAGCUUGGAGGCUCACUCCCAGGAGCAGAAGAAGAGAGUCUGCUGGUGCCUGGCCGACAGCAUCUCCAAGCAGCAGCCCACGACCCCCACAGCUCCUCCAGCCGAGAGCAAGAUGCUUGAGCCAGAGGCUGCAGCGCCAGGGGCCUUGCCCUCCACAAGGGAGGACAGAACAAGUCCCACGGCCCACGCCACGAGGGAGGACUUGGUGGAGGAGACAAUGGCAGUGGCCCAGGACCCCCCAACAACAGGAUCCAGGGAGAAGGGGGCCCCCAGCCCUGGGAAGCACAAGGAGGAGGAGGAGGAAGGGACCAAAGAGACCCAUCUCAGCCCCCCAGUCUUUGCCAUCCCCAAGCUGCGGCUGGAGGACACGGCAGCCAUCGCCACAUUUGAUCUUGAUGGCCCAGCGGACUUUGAGGAGGAGGAGGAAGAAGAAGAGGAGGAGGAGGAAGAGGAGGAGGAGGAAGACGAAGAUGAGGAGGAUGAAGAGGAUGAGGACAGCCACGAGGCCUACCUGAGCAGAGGGGAGGUGAAGCGCUGCAGCAUGUUUGAAGCCUCAGCCGGCGAGCCACCAGCCUGCAGCCUGAGUGCCCAGAACUCACUACGGCGGCGCACCCACAGCGAGGGGAGCCUCCUGCAGGAUCCGCGGGGCGGGCACUGCUUCACCUCCGACACCAGCCUCAACUACGCCGAGGCCCAGGGCCCAGGCACCAGCUGGACAUUGCCAUCCCCCCAGACACUCAAGAAGGAGCUGGCCAGGAACGGGGGCUCCAUCCACCAGCUCACCCUGCUCUUCGUCGGGAACCGGAAGCAGCAGCAGCAGCAACAUGGGCACCUGCUGGACCCCGACUGGGCCCUUGACCGAGGAGUUUCUUCUCGAGGGGCCUGCAAGAAGACAAACAGGAACCUGGCCAAAGACAUGAAGACCCGGCUGGGGAUCUUCCGAAGGCGGAACGAGUCUCCUGGAGGCCCUCCAGCCUGCAAGGCGGACAAAGCCCUCAAGACCCUCAAGCCGACUCCUGAAGAAGCUCUCAAGUGGGGAGAGGCCCUGGAAAAACUGCUUCAGCAUAAAUAUGGUCUGGCCGCCUUUCGUGCCUUCCUGCGCACUGAGUUCAGUGAGGAGAACCUGGAGUUCUGGCAGGCAUGUGAGGACUACAAGAAGAUCAAGUCCCAGUCCAAGAUGGUGUCCAAAGCCAAGAAGAUCUAUGCGGAAUACAUUGCAACCCAGUCCUGCAAAGAAGUCAACCUGGACUCCUACACCCGGGAGCACACCAAGGACAAUAUGCAGAGCAUCUCCCGGAGCAGCUUUGACCUUGCCCAGAGGCGGAUCUACGCCCUGAUGGAGAAGGACCCCUACCCUCGCUUCCUGCGCUCAGAGUUGUAUUUGGACCUCGUCAACCAGAAGAAGCCCAGCCCUCCGCUGUAGAGGCGGCCUGGCCGGCUUCUGAGGGGAGACUUGUUUCCGGGAGGUGUAUGUUUACAUGUGAUCCGCUGCCUUUCUGGUCGGAGGCCUGCCUGGACAAAGAAGCCACUGCUUCCUUCUGGAAGAGCGCUUCCCCCCACCCCUGGGGUCAGACAGCUCUGCCUCCUCAUUCUCUUCCACCCCAGGAGCUUGCUUUGUCUCUCCGGUACGACGGCGUCAUGGUGACCAGGAGCUGAAGGCUGGGGGUCCCACCAGACCACUGUGAAGUUCAGAGCUGUCUUCCCUCCCCCUGCUGCGCCCCGGGGCUGUUGCAGAGGGGCCACUUUCUGAGCCUGGACCCAGAGGGAGCUUGUGGGGUGGCAGACAAAGAUGGCUCCUCCUUCCAAAGAGUUGCUGACAAAGGGACUUGGGCAGCACUUGGGGGAAUUAUCGCCCUUUGGCACUUGGGCAUCUCUGCUCUCGAUAAAGAACUCUCUUCCUCUUCUUCCUCUGUCUCGUCCUUCUCCCAAGGAAUGCUCAAGCAGCCCCCAACUGCUUCCAGUAGUCAUCUGUUCCCCUAUUUAUUGAAAUCAUCUAGCUGGAUGCUCGACAGGUUGUGUGCAUGACCACUGCUCAACUGCCUGUUGAGUUUUUUUGUUUUUUUACUUCAAGUGCAAUAUUAUUAAUAUUAUUAUUACUGUUUUUGUUUAUGUGCCUCUUCUCUCGCCCCCCCCCCUCAAUCUCCCGGAACUUUGCAGUGGAGCGAAUGUGCCUAAGUUCUGAGUGUGUCCAGCAUCUCUGACGAUGCUGAUGACUGACGACAUCUGCUGUACCUGCAGGCAGCCGAGAGAUCUGCAAGAAGAGGGCUGAGGGCAGACUGUGGCCUCUGCAGUCAACACACAGAGAUGAAAGAGUGCUGUGUGAAUGGGAUGGUGACUGUGCUGGUUGGGCCUCCAGAGGGGAGAGUGUGCCUGUAUGUGUGUCUGCGUGUGUGCGAGGCCCCCGCUUGCCCAUGCUUUGGUCCAGGAAGUCCCGGCUGCCUCCUCUGGAGGAAUCUGGUGGCUGGACGCUUGGCCAAGGGCCUGGUUUACAACUGAAGCCCAUCUCUGCAGGUAGCUGUUAAUGUUGUGCUGUUGUUUUAAAACCCAUCAACUUCUUUUUUUUAAUGUCAUGGCUAUUUAGGAUAAAUAAAGAGAGAAUAAAAGUCCUUAGCUUC